This is a messenger RNA of Papaver somniferum (opium poppy), 2085 nucleotides long. RefSeq lists its product as uncharacterized. Lineage: Eukaryota; Viridiplantae; Streptophyta; Magnoliopsida; Ranunculales; Papaveraceae. Bases 1 to 2085 code for a protein of 694 amino acids. The record is from RefSeq and is a predicted model, not a curated record. Gene Ontology annotation, molecular function: nucleic acid binding; RNA-DNA hybrid ribonuclease activity. The transcript has 6 exons.
AUGGGAGGUAAAAAAUCCCCAGGACCAGAUGGUUUUACAGGCUUAUUUUACCAAAAACAUUGGGAUAUUGUGGGUGAAGCUGUUGUUGAUAUGACCCAACCCUGCUUCAGAACAGGGCUUAAACCCUUUAUGAAUAACAUCAUAUCCCAAAACCAAAGUGCCUUCAUACCUAAAAGGAGUAUUUCUGAUAAUAUUCUCCUUGCUAAUGAAGCCAUAUAUUCUGUAAAUCAUAAUGACAAAGUUGAGGGCACUGCUGCCAUUAAACUUGAUAUGUCAAAAGCUUAUGAUAAAUUGGAAUGUCCUACUGGUUUCUUUCAACCUGAGAGAGGUCUAAGGCAAGGGGAUCCUUUAUCCCCUUACCUAUACAUCAUCUGUGUUGAGGCUCUAUCUUCUUACAUAGAUAGUCUCCAAAGAAAUGGAACUCUUAAGGGUAUCAAAAUUUGUAAAAAUGCUCCAGAAAUGACUCAUCUACUGUUUGCUGAUGAUUCUCUUCUUUUCUCUUAUGAUACUACUGAAAAUUUUACUGUUAUAAAAGGUUAUCUUCAAAAGUACUGCCUUGCCUCUGGGCAGGAAAUUAAUUUUGAUAAAUCUGGUAUUCUUUUUAGUAGGAAAAUCCCUGAACAUAGGAAAACCCAUUUAGCUAAUAUUCUGGAUAUCCAAAGCAGAGAUUUGGGUGAGAAGUACCUUGGUACUCCUACUAUUUUCAAAUCUUAUAAAAUCCAAACCCAUAUGGGCAUCCUUCAGGUUGUGGAUGCCAGAAUAACUGUUUGGCUUCACAAGCUCCUCUCUCAGGCUGCUAGAACCACUUUGGUGAAACAUAUUGGCCAAGAUAUCCCCUUGUACCAGAUGUGGGCUUUUCUCAUCCCAAAGCACCUCUGCAGACAGAUGGAUGCCCAUUUCUGCAAAUUCUGGUGGGGAGAAUCUCUUGACCCAAAAGAUAGAAUGCUCCAUAUUUUGGGUUGGGAUACUCUGUGCUCCCCUAAAUCUGAAGGUGGUUUGGGCUUCAGGAAAUAUGAGCUAAAUAAUCUUGCCAUGUUAGCUAGGAAUGCUUGGAAAAUUAUUGAAAACCCUGAUUGCAUGCUGGCUAAGAUUUUAAAAGACCCUAGCAUAAAAGUUGAUUACUUCAUUGAUAACCAUACUAGAACAUGGAAUGUUUCUAGACUCUCUACCCACUUUGAUGAUGCUUCUGUUAAGAAGAUCGUCAUUAUUCCCUUAAGCCAGCAUUGCACUCCUGACAGGAGGGCUUGGGACCUAUCGAAGAAUGGUAAAUUUUCUUCAAAAUCCGCUUACUUGGGCCUCAGAGGCAUUAAUACCUCUCCGUGUAAGACUCUUUGGUUACAUAUCUGGAAGAUUAGAGUUCCUCACAGAAUUCAACUCUUCAUUUUGAAAGCUGCUAAAAAUGCUCUUCCAGCUAGAACUGUCCUUCAUACCAGAAUGCCCAUGCAUUCUGUUGAUUGUGCCAGAUGCAAGGAUCCUCAUGAAACAUUAUGCAUACUUUGGUUCUGUGUCCUUUUGCUUCUAAGAUUGCCUGAUGAUGCUCAACAGCUUUUUGUUGCUAUCCUGUGGUCCCUUUGGACCAGUAGAAAUAACUUGGUCUUUCAAAAUGUGUCUGAAAAUCAUAAGUCUGUCAUAGAAAAAGCUAGGAUCAAAUGUAACAUUGAUGGAGCUUUUGAUGACAUCUCUGGAGAUAAUGGUGCAGGAUAUGUGAUGAGAAAUUCUACUAGUAAAGCCUCUUUCUGUGCUGCCAUGGUUUUUGAAGUUUCGUCUGCAGAAGAAGCUGAAGCCAGAGCCAUCUGGAGAGUUCUCAAGAAAGCAGUGGAACAUAAGAUGACCCAUAUCAUCAUUGAAAGUGAUGCUAAGAAGCUGAUGGAACAGUUCUCUUUGGGUUCUUUUGAUGGUGAUUCUAGGACUGAUGCCAUAUUUAAAGACAUUCAGUUAUUUGCCUCUAAUUUAAUAACUUGUAUCUUUAAUUUUCAACCUAGAAUCUGUAAUACCGUUGCUCAUGAGUUAGAUCAAUGGACUAAACGUAAGAAAACUUCUAUGUACUGGUCUAUGCCUCCUGCUUGGCUAACUCCAACAGUUUAG